Molecule: messenger RNA, 2139 nt
Organism: Rotaria sp. Silwood1
Lineage: Eukaryota; Metazoa; Rotifera; Eurotatoria; Philodinida; Philodinidae
Source: the annotation of a GenBank genome assembly
AUGACGACACUGAUGCCACGUGGUUAUGGAGGAUUUCCCUCCUUUCAGUUUAGUUCACCCAAUCAGACUCACAAUCGAUAUUAUAAUGAUAGAUAUCCAAGGUACGGAGCAUCUUUCGCACCUCACUACCCAACUCCGCGAUUUUUUCAACCACCUCUCUAUCCUACGAAAAGUUAUACAACAGCUGGUCUCUACCAAGAUCAACAAUCUAGUUUUGGUAGUCAAUUUGAAAGAUUUUUAUAUAAAUUAGAUGAUCAGUAUCGAUAUGAACAAUACUUACGUAGAUUAAGAAAAAUACAAGGGCAGUAUAAAGGACUUCAAGGCAAUAACUAUACAUCAUUAACUCCAAAUGAUCAUUAUGGCACAGUAUAUCAAUAUGAAAAAGAGACAAAAUAUAUACCAAUACCAGUAUUGAUGAAUUCUGCCACGGAACGCUAUGCUCCUCUUAUAAAUUCAGGUCUUGGUUUUCCUCCGAAUAUAGAUUACCCUGUUGGUCUUAAUUAUGGAGCAAGUCAUGGUAUGAAUUUGCUACCAAAAAUCAGAGUCAUUUUCAUACCAACAGGUCAAUCAUUUUUACAGCAACCAUGGAUAGGCCCCUUGACGACGCCACCUUUUCUUUACAAUCGUAUAGCACAACCUUUAUACACAUUUCCACUACCGCCACCAUUACCGCAACUAGGAACAUUGCCUCUUACACCUGCAGUUCAACAAAUGGUUAUACAACGCUAUAGCAAUCCUGUUGCUGUGUUACCUUAUACGACUAGCUGGCAAAUGCCUCAACUGAUGAUGCCCAGUUAUCCACAAUUUUGUCAAGCGCAACCUAUGGUACCUAUAUCAGUCUUUCCGUCAUUUCCAACUGCUCCACAAUCCUGCAUUCCUACUCUGAUGCCAGCUUUUCCAUCUCUUCCACCUGCACCACAAUUAUACCUUCCUCCUCCUCCUAGCAUGCCGAUGGAUCAAUGCAUGCUAUCACCACCAUCUUUACAAUUACCAUUAUCAGGAGUUAAUGCAAUUUCAUCAUUACCUCAAUAUUUUAAUAGCAGUUAUCCAAGCAUAUGCCGUGCAUGUCCACCAGUACCACCUGCACUUAACAUAUCAGUCACUGGUCACUGUUGGGUACAACAUUGUGCUGCUUGUCAUCAUGUACCUACUUCUAUUACUAAUCCAAAUGUGCGACCUUCUGGAGGGCGAAUUACACCAUUGCUUCGCUAUCCAACAGUACCACAAUAUGUACCUGCUCAGACAAUAGAACAAAAAUAUUUUCAAAAUGAGGCGCCAAUUUUGAUGCGUCCUUGGCUACGAAAGACACCGCCACUUCCACCCGGUGCUAUUCUUAUUUCAGAUGAAUAUAUUACUAACAACGGGUAUUCUUCACGACAUGAUCGUUCACGAAGAAAAAAAAGGCAACCUAGACAUAGUUAUUAUCCAGAGGAACGAUCCACAACUGUAGCAUCACGGACAGUAACCACAGCAAACCCAGCCGCUAUAAAAGUUAAUAGAAGUGUAUCACCAAGAAGAGCAACCAAAAAUUAUAAUCAUGAAACUCAGAAUGAAGGAUCUAUUCAAUCAAAUGGUAUCAUAUCGAAAAGUUCAUCAAGUACUACAACAAGUGGUUUGACUGUCAAAUAUCAAAAAAUAACAUUGCAUUCAUCUAAGUCCAAAGAAAACGAUAUUCCUAAACAAUUAGUUGACGAGGCUCGUAAUAUUAACUUUCAAUAUAAUUACCAACCACAAGAAUUACCUUCUGUUUAUCUUGUUAAUCAUUAUUUAAAAUCGAAUAGUGAAGCUUCUACAUUAGCUUCAAGCUUUAAAACAUCAUCCAAUUGUUCUCCUUCACUCAUUAAGGAGCACAGUCAAACUUUAUUGUCAUCAAGUGACUUUAAUUCAAUAAAAGAAGAAGCAAACUCAGAGAAAGAAAAUGAAAAAUCAACUCGUCCUUCUUCUCAAAUAAAAAAACAGAAAGAACGAUUGGUUAUUAUACGAGAAUUUAUGACAAGUUCUCCAUCAACAAUGAGCACUAUUUCAUCCAAUACGUCAUUUAGUAUAAUUGACAAUAACAUAGACAUGACUUCGAAAAUAAGUUCACUAAAAACGAAUCAAUUAGAGGAAAACAAUAUCCUUCAUCAUGAAAUAUUUUAA